CAAUUAAGAAAAAUAGAAUUAAUCCAGUUUUAAGAAAAAUCGGGUCUGAAACCUACACAGACUACACGACAGUCUAAACAAAGGCAACCCUCCAACCCAUCCAGUAUCAUCGUUGUCGAGCUCAACAUAAGGAACAAGCAGUUGUAACUCCUCGAGACAGGCUAUACAUGGCUAAAGGAACACGACGACGCCUACAUCCAAACACCAUCACAUAAGGAGAAAGACUACAGUGCGCCGUCGUUACCAAGUCUAAACACAUCACAUGUGAGACAGCUUCGAUUCUUCACCAACGAGCUUAAUUCUCUGUCCGGUCCCCGGCAAGUUCUCGACCUCCGAAACAAUCCAGUCCACGAAGAAUGGGGGUUUCGCCACAUGAUAUCAUUGUCGAGCCACAUCACCUGAAGCAACACCUUCGACUUCACGUUGCAAAGCCCCACCUUCACACGCAUACCAGACGCCGAGAAGCGAAAACAACAAUCGAGGGUGAUGUCGUGGCCGAGAAGAACUUUAAUAACGACACCUUCAGUAAGCGAGUGAUGUCUAGGACACUACCGUCGCUUGUCCAAGAUGGACCGAACUUUCAUCGAAAGAAGACAGUGUUGAAGAAUGCGACGCCCUCAACAGGAGAAGCGGCGUCCACAAGCAUCACCGUCGCCGAGACUUUCGCCCAAGAAAUCCCCAGCACAUCGUCAUGCCAAGACCUAGGGACAAAGCAUGCAGCUUUCGCUGUCAUCCUAACAUCUCGCACAAACCCUUUAGAGGGGCAUCGACACGCCGGCUGCCGCAGCAGCCGCAAAGCUGCGAUGAUCACCAUCCUCUCUGGCUGGGCACACAGAUUGGGCACACAGAACCGGGCAACACCUGGCCACGUGCGCCACACUGUCGCGCGCGCGCCAGAGCCGAUGCCGACUGUCGGCCACCGAAGCCAACCAGCACCACCACCCUGCGCCAGGCCCUGCCGCUGCCGGCCAACGCCACCCCGGCGCUGUCGUAUGCAACCAAACGAGAGGACCUAUCGCCGCCAUUUUGGCCGGUUGCGCAGCCCUGCCGACACACCCCGCCAGACCACUGGACGCGUCCUCUCCGCCCGCGCCCCUCCCCGAGCGUCGACGUCCAAGCCCUGCACGAGGUCUGCCAAAACCGGCCAACCACGAGCACCGUCGAGGCAUCGACACCGAGGGCCAUCUCCAACCAUCCACUCCCAUCUCCGGCAGCCAUGUGCCUGCACUGAACUCCUCUCCGCCCUCGACAGCCGCGUCGGUGUCGAGCCCCUUCCCGGCUGACGCGGCGAACACCACCCCACGGAUCUGUCUCCGGCCGAGCUCUAUCCCGCGGAUCCACCACUGCUCAGGCUAAGGCCCGUCCAGCUACGAGCCCUCACGAGGCGCCAACUCGCGCCACCACACCACCAAAGGGCCCAGCCGUUGCCAUCCUGGCGGCCUGCUCGAUGGCAGCAUAGUGGGAGAGGGGAGGGAUGGGGAGAAGGUGUGGUGGCUAGGGUUACCGGCCAAGUCGCCCGUGCGGGAGGCAACGUGGGGGCCUGAUGCGGUUCAGGGAGGACUAGUUUGGUUACUGUAAUAUCGCUCUCAAUCUAUAUGUAUUAAAGUAGAUUAAGGUGUAAUUUAAAAUAAUAUACA
This is a messenger RNA of Zea mays, 1637 nucleotides long. RefSeq lists its product as uncharacterized. The record is from RefSeq and is a predicted model, not a curated record. The coding region runs from base 357 to 1283 and encodes 308 amino acids. The transcript has a single exon. Lineage: Eukaryota; Viridiplantae; Streptophyta; Magnoliopsida; Poales; Poaceae.